This is a messenger RNA of Nannochloropsis gaditana CCMP526, 783 nucleotides long. Its product is annotated as intraflagellar transport 140-like protein. Gene Ontology annotation, cellular component: axoneme; ciliary basal body; intraciliary transport particle A. The transcript has a single exon. Gene Ontology annotation, biological process: intraciliary retrograde transport. The record is from RefSeq and is a predicted model, not a curated record. Gene Ontology annotation, molecular function: protein binding. The annotation marks the transcript as partial.
CAGGCGGCAGGAAAAUGGGAGAAGGCUUUACAGGUAGCUGAGAAAGAUGAUAGGUUACAUCUUCGCACAACCCACUUUCAGUACGCCCGGCGCUUGGAAAGGAUGAGUGAAUGGGAUAAGGCGAUCUUUCACUAUGAGAAGGCAGGAGCACAGGCGCGGGAGGUGCCAAGGAUGUUGCACAAAGCAGGAAAAAUCGAAGAUUUGGAAAAAUACCUGUCGAGACAGAAGUCGACAGUAGCAGACCGAGAAUCUGGAGACGCAAAGAUGCUUUGGCGUUGGUGGGGAAGGUAUUGUGAGUCAAAGAGAGACGUAAAAGCUGCAAAGGAGGCGUACCGGAAGGCGGCAGACCUGGUGGCUCUGGUGAGACUCGCCUGCGUUGCCCAAGAUGUGGGUGCUGCAGAAGCGUUGUUGGAUGACAAAGAUGCCGGGGGAUUACAUCAAGGUGAAAUAUCCUGGAGACAGGCCUCCAACCACGCAAUGAAAGCCGCGGCUUCCUAUCACCUCGCCCGUCACUAUGAGGGAGCCCUCUACGAUGUUCUUCCCGCUCUUACCCACUACGCGCGUGCAGGAUGUUUCAAGCACUGUAUACGUUUAGCCAAGGCGCAUGAGCUCGACAAUGACGUCAUGCAAUAUGCCUUACAAAGCGGGCAGGCCGACCUAAUGCAAGAUAGCGCCCAAUAUUUCCUGAAACUGGACCAGAGUGAAAGAGCACAGGAGUUGAUAGGCAAGGCCAGAAAAAUGCGAGAAUCUUGACCCAGGGAGAUGUUGUGAAUUUAAUUAAAA